Messenger RNA from Ichthyophthirius multifiliis, 1087 nucleotides. Its product is annotated as 26S proteasome protein, macropain, putative. NCBI's taxonomy places the organism in Eukaryota, Ciliophora, Oligohymenophorea, Hymenostomatida. Gene Ontology annotation, molecular function: metallopeptidase activity; protein binding. The record is from RefSeq and is a predicted model, not a curated record. Gene Ontology annotation, biological process: proteasome-mediated ubiquitin-dependent protein catabolic process. Gene Ontology annotation, cellular component: proteasome regulatory particle; proteasome complex. The transcript is spliced from 2 exons.
AUGUCUGAAAAUAACAAUAUAAUUAAAAUUCAAAAUAUUCCAUCUUUAAUAGCAGUUCAUCCUUUAGUAUUACUUUCAGUAGUAGAUCACUAUAAUCGUGCCUUUAAACAGAAUAAAAACCGUCGUGUUCUCGGUGUAUUAUUAGGUUAAAGAUCCGGAGAUAAGAUUGAUGUAACAAAUUGUUACGCUAUACCAUUUGAUGAAGAUCCUAAAUAAUAAAAUAUAUGGUUUGUAGACCAUAUAUAUCAUGAGACAAUGUUUUUAAUGUUCAAAAAAGUAAAUGCUCGUGAAAAAUUUAUCGGCUGGUAUACUACAGGUUAAAAUUAUAAAUAACAUGACAUUUAAAUAAAUGAGGUCUUUAAAAAAUACACACCAAAUCCAAUUUUAUUAAUCGUAGAUGUCCAAAAUCAGGACAAAUUAGCACUUCCAACUGAAGCCUAUUGCUCUGUAGAAGAAGUUAGUAAACAAGGAGAAAUUAUUAAAAGAUUCGUACAUUUAGCAUCUACUGUAGAGGCCUUUGAACCUGAAGAAAUUGGUGUGGAACAUCUUUUGAGAGAAAUAAGAGAUAUAUCAGUUAAUUCAUUAACUAAUUAAGUAAAUGAUAAAAUAUAAGCUUUAAAAGGUAUGAUGGGAAAAAUAUUAUAAAUAAAAGAUUAUUUAGAAAAAGUCUUAAGUGGAAAAGCUGUCGUUAAAAACGAAAUUAUAUUUAAUAUUUAAUAAAUUUUAAAUUUAUUACCUAAUCUUAAUGAUGAGAAGAUGAUUAGAGCUUUUUCGGCUAAAAAUAACGACAUGGUGUUUGUUUUAUAUGUAUGUUCUUUGACUAAAUCUAUUAUUUCUUUACAUAAUUUGAUUAAUAAUAAAUUAGAAAAUAAAGAUUAAGAAAAAGAAAGUAAAAAAUAAAAUAAAGAAGAUAAUAAAGAAAAAGAAAAUACAAAAGAUAAUGUAAAGGAAAAUGCAAAAGAUAAUGCAAAUAAAUAAAAGUGAAAAAAAUUAAUAUUUUUUUAUUUUUUUUAUUAAUUAUAGAACAAAAAAUUAUUUUAAAGAAUAAUUAUUAUCUUUUCUGUUCUUUCUAUUUUUAUAAUUUUUU